Equus caballus (horse) is the source of this 5450-nucleotide messenger RNA. RefSeq names its product Rho guanine nucleotide exchange factor 7 (gene ARHGEF7). Gene Ontology annotation, biological process: lamellipodium assembly; intracellular signal transduction. Gene Ontology annotation, cellular component: lamellipodium; cytoplasm. NCBI's taxonomy places the organism in Eukaryota, Metazoa, Chordata, Mammalia, Perissodactyla, Equidae. The record is from RefSeq and is a predicted model, not a curated record. Gene Ontology annotation, molecular function: protein binding; guanyl-nucleotide exchange factor activity.
GAGCAGGAGGAGGGGGCGGGGGGCGCAGCCGGCCGGGCCGCGGCCGCUCCGAGGUGAACGGCGCCGAGACGGGCUCGCGGCGCGGGGAGGCCGGGCGCGCCGCCGCUAUGAAUUCCGCCGAGCAGACCGUUACGUGGCUCAUUACCUUGGGAGUGCUGGAGUCGCCCAAGAAAACCAUCUCGGACCCGGAGGGCUUCCUGCAGGCGUCCCUGAAGGAUGGGGUGGUCCUCUGCAGGCUGCUGGAACGCCUGCUGCCCGGGACCAUCGAGAAAGUCUACCCGGAGCCCCGGAGCGAGGGCGAGUGCCUGAGCAACAUCCGCGAGUUCCUGCGAGGCUGCGGGGCCUCCCUGCGCCUGGAGACGUUUGAUGCAAAUGACUUGUACCAGGGGCAGAAUUUUAACAAGGUCCUCAGUUCCUUAGUGACUCUAAAUAAAGUAACAGCAGACAUUGGACUGGGAAGUGACUCCGUGUGUGCCCGGCCCACAUCUCACCGGAUAAAGUCUUUUGAUUCCCUGGGAUCCCAGCCUUCUCACAGUCGGACUUCAAAAUUGUUCCAGGGCCAGUAUCGAAGUUUGGACAUGACCGAUAAUAGCAACAAUCAGCUGGUAGUAAGAGCCAAGUUCAACUUCCAGCAGACAAAUGAAGAUGAGCUUUCGUUUUCGAAAGGAGACGUCAUCCAUGUCACUCGAGUGGAGGAAGGGGGCUGGUGGGAGGGGACGCACAACGGCAGGACUGGCUGGUUCCCCAGCAACUACGUGCGAGAGAUCAAGCCCAGCGAAAAGCCUGUGUCGCCAAAAUCCGGAGCGUUGAAGAGCCCUCCCAAAGGAUUUGAUACGACUGCCAUUAACAAAAGCUAUUAUAAUGUGGUGCUACAGAAUAUUUUGGAUACAGAAAACGAAUAUUCUAAGGAACUUCAGACUGUGCUUUCCACCUAUCUACGGCCAUUGCAGACCAGUGAGAAGUUAAGUUCAGCAAACAUUUCAUAUUUAAUGGGAAAUCUAGAAGAAAUAUGUUCUUUCCAGCAAAUGCUUGUACAGUCUUUAGAAGAAUGCACCAAGUUGCCUGAAGCUCAGCAGAGAGUCGGCGGCUGCUUUUUAAAUCUGAUGCCACAAAUGAAAACCUUGUACCUUGCGUAUUGUGCCAAUCACCCAUCUGCAGUGAACGUUCUCACGGAGCACAGUGAGGAGUUGGGAGAGUUCAUGGAGAUGAAAGGUGCCAACAGCCCGGGGAUUCUUGUGCUGACCACUGGCCUCAGCAAGCCGUUCAUGCGCCUGGAUAAGUACCCCACGCUGCUCAAGGAGCUCGAGAGACACAUGGAGGAUUAUCAUCCAGAUAGACAAGAUAUUCAGAAAUCCAUGACUGCCUUCAAAAACCUUUCAGCCCAGUGUCAAGAAGUACGGAAAAGGAAAGAGCUGGAGUUGCAGAUCCUGACAGAAGCCAUCCGGAGCUGGGAGGGAGAUGACAUUAAGACCCUGGGCAAUGUCGUUUACAUGUCCCAGGUCAUGAUUCAGUGUGCCGGAAGUGAGGAAAAGAAUGAAAGAUAUCUUCUACUCUUCCCGAACAUUUUGCUAAUGUUGUCUGCCAGUCCUAGGAUGAGUGGUUUUAUCUAUCAGGGAAAGCUACCAACGACAGGAAUGACAAUCACAAAGCUUGAGGACAGUGAAAAUCAUAGAAAUGCAUUUGAAAUAUCAGGGAGCAUGAUUGAGCGGAUAUUAGUGUCAUGCAACAACCAGCAAGAUCUUCAUGAAUGGGUGGACCAUCUACAGAAGCAAACGAAAGUCACAUCUGUCGGCAACCCCACCGCUAAGCCGCACUCUGUGCCGUCUCAUACCCUCCCCUCCCAUCCGAUCACCCCAUCCAGCAAGCAUGCUGACAGCAAGCCGGUGCCACUGACCCCUGCCUACCACACGCUGCCCCACCCCUCCCAUCAUGGCACUCCACACACCACCAUCAACUGGGGGCCCCUGGAGCCUCCGAAGACCCCCAAGCCGUGGAGCCUGAGCUGCUUACGACCCGCACCUCCCCUCCGGCCCUCAGCCGCCCUCUGCUACAAGGAGGAUCUCAGUAAGAGUCCCAAGACCAUGAAAAAGCUGCUACCUAAGCGGAAGCCUGAGCGGAAGCCUUCGGACGAAGAGUUCGCGCUGAGGAAAAGCACAGCUGCCUUGGAAGAAGAUGCGCAGAUCCUGAAAGUCAUCGAAGCUUACUGCACAAGCGCCAAGACACGGCAGACGCUCAAUUCAACAUGGCAAGGCACUGACCUGAUGCAUAAUCACGUCUUGGCUGAUGAUGACCAAUCAAGUCUAGACUCCUUGGGUCGUCGCAGUAGCCUUUCUCGUUUGGAGCCUUCAGACCUCUCGGAAGACUCUGACUAUGACAGUAUAUGGACAGCCCAUAGUUACAGAAUGGGUUCUACAUCUCGUUCACGCAAAGAAUCUGCUCCACAAGUUUUGCUUCCAGAAGAAGAGAAGAUUAUAGUCGAAGAAACUAAAAGUAACGGUCAGACAGUGAUAGAAGAAAAGAGUCUUGUUGAUACUGUCUAUGCGUUAAAGGAUGAAGUCCAAGAGUUAAGACAGGACAACAAGAAGAUGAAGAAGUGUCUGGAGGAAGAGCAGAGAGCGCGCAAAGACCUGGAGAAGCUGGUGAGGAAGGUCCUCAAGAAUCUCAACGACCCCGCGUGGGACGAGACCAACCUGUGAGGGACGCCCUCCGUUCCGCCCUGAGGCCGGCUCAGCCCAGGCCGCCAGCCCCGGCCCCAGCUGGGCAGGGCUGGCCCAAAGUCAUCUUCCUCUGCGUGGACAAGCUGGAGUUCAUCACACUGUCCUGAAGAAUCCAGACACGAGGUGUAGACCCUGAGGACUGAACUGCAUUACCUGACUCUGUUAACAUGGCGAUUACCUCAUUUUGCAAUAAGCGCAGUGACUGACUACGAGUCCUGGUCCUUCAGGCUUUACUGAGCAGAUAGAAAUAUCAUACAGACGUGUUUCCUGUAAAUGCUCUCUUUUGAAUGCGUAUCCACGACUCUGCUGUCAGGGCUGAUGCCCGUCCGAGAAUUCCCUUCCCACUAACCGCCCUGGUCCGCGGACUAGAGCCGUGUCCACACACUCCAGGGAGCAGGCCGUGGAGGGCCGGGGGCUCGCGGUGGAUGCCCGACUUGUUCUCCGCAGCGCUCCGGGAGGAGGCUCCUCAGCAUCGCACCUGAGGGUGCCUGACGGACUGACCUUACUUAUGUCUGCAGAGAUACUUAGUACCAUUUGAACGUCUUCUGUGAAAGCCGUGUCGCAGUCCCCGGCCAGCAGUGGUCCCCAGGGCCGCGCUCUGGCCGAGUGAGGGAGCGUCUGAGCCUCAGCCAGGAGUCGGAGUUGUCACACCCCCACCACCGUGUCCCCCUCCGGGUGCACACUCUGCCUGCCUCCCGUGAAUACCGUCAGCAUCGGGGCGUCCUCACAGCCUCUGGGACAUCACAGACUUGUAUGCUCUGGGCCAGGGUGAUCACUUGACAAGGUGCACUGUUUUGUCCUCCCCUCAAAAGAGAAAGCUUCACUAGGACCUGUAAAUAAAGUGUGUUAUUUAUUACAUCUCACUGCAGCUGAUGAAGACGAGCCAGGGUGACCGUGAGCUGCCCCGAUGGGUAGGCUGCCUCUGUCGGGCCGAUGUGAGCUCAGAUCUGUUUGCCAUCAGGGCGCAGCAAGCACUGCAGUCACGCAUCGCUUAAUGACGGGGCUACGUUCUGAGAAAUGAGCUGGUGGGCAGUUUGGUGGUUGUGGGAACAUCAUAGAGCGCACUUAGACAAACCUAGAUGGUACAGCCUGCUGCCCGCGUAGGCUGUGUGGUGCUCACCUUAUGGGACCACUAUCGUGUAUGCAGGUCUGUCAUUGACCACAAUGUUGUCAUGUGGCGCAUGAGCGUGCUUCAGCACUCGCUGGGGAAAAAAGUGUUUCCCUCUUUCUGCAAGAAUAAAGCAAUAUAAUUCUUCAAUUCCACCUAAGUAAUGCAAGUGUAACAUGGGUCCAUCCCCCCAGUCCAAAUGGAGCAGGAAGCCUGUCCCAGCCCGGCUCCGCGGGGCAUUCGAAGCCGCAGCAGCCCCUGGCGGGCGGCUCAGCCAUAGAGCCCAGCCUCCGCUCUGCCUCAGAGACGGCAGUGAAGGCACAGGAGCUUGCUGUGCGUUGCCCUUCUCUGAAGAGGUCGAUUUUAGAGCAAGAUAAGCUUUUUCACAGAGCCACUGUUACAUCUUUAAAAACCAAACUUGCAGUGCCGUGCAUUAGAGACUUCUCAGAACUACCCAUUUGGCAUCAGAUGUGACUUUCAGUGACGUGAUCUGUUGGUCAGGAGAUCCUUUCACUGCAUCAGAAUCUUCUGGUGCCCUUGAACUGGGCAGCUUUGGAACUGGCGGUGGUCUGGUUUCCCCGGUUCUUGUUCCUCGCGCCCGCUGAUCAGUCUCUGCCUGCCUGUCCCCCGCGGUAGGUCGGCUGCUUGAGCCUGGCCCCUCCCAGCUCUGUGCUCAGCAGGUGUCUGGGGCCCAGCGUUGACCUGCCCACACUAGACCUUUCAACCAGAAUUGCCAACUUCCUGUACUUAGCAUUUCGUUCAUUAGUGCUAAGACUAGAGAAGAUUUUUUUUUUGUAAGUCCUAUUUUUACAUUUUUUGUUGAUGCAUAAGACAUUGCAGUGGAAAACAGUUAAAUCUGAGUGUACUGAAGUUUGCUGUCUUAAGCAAAUUUUAACUCAGGAACAACAUUCGUCGCCUGAUCCCUCCCUCACUUUGGGAUGGGUGAUGUUGCCGUCAGCAUCCCCGGACGGGUCUCAGAGGGAACCUGCCUUAACGGUUGACACACCGAGUGAGAGCGCUUGUGUGUCCCGUCCCUCCCCUGAGCGGGGCGGCCGUCGGGAUGCUUGUGUGAUGCAUUACCUUUUCUUCAUGUGGACCCAGUAUUUUACUUGGCUUUUAGGGAGCAGAGAAGAUGCACCUGAGAGCAGUUCUACACACCUGCCCUGUUGUGAGCAGACCGCAUCUGUUUCUCCAUGUGACCUUCCGGGGGGUUGGGAAUUGAUGGGGAUGUUAGAAAGGGGCACUGUUCACCCUAGGGGCCACUGCUCUGCUCUCACCCUUCACGCACGAGGAGACAAGCCAUUUCCUAUCCCGAGAUAUGAAGCACUUUCAGUUCCACGUGAUGUUGCGAUGUGGCGUCAGAGACUGUCCAUCGUGCUUUGCGGUGUGUGUGCCUGCCCACGUGCGCCCGCGUCCUGGACGUUGAGUGCCUCCCGGCUGUGUGCUCGCUUCCCGAUGCCCCUCACUUCUCCACUUUCCUGGGACACGCAGAGGCCACCUGUACAGCUGUGGGACACUUCACGAAAAUGCCACAGACGGUGUCCUGGCAUUGACUACUCAUGCUACAUUGUAAUUAUUAAACUGAUGACUUUUCUUACGUUACAAAUACAUCACGUUAUCUUCCA